Molecule: messenger RNA, 804 nt
Organism: Vairimorpha ceranae
Lineage: Eukaryota; Fungi; Microsporidia; Nosematidae
Product: myb domain protein 4r1
Exons: 1
Coding region: 1-804 (267 amino acids)
Source: RefSeq, a predicted model, not a curated record
AUGUUACUGCCCCAUAAAAAAUAUAAAAAGCAAAAUAAAGAUAGGCCAGUUUUAAAAUCAUAUUUUAAACAAAAAAAGACUGUUAAGUAUGACUUUAAUAUAGACAUGUCAGUUAUUAAGACGCCCACAGAUUUAUAUUGGAAUAAACUAGCAGAUAAAAUGAAAAUAGACGUAAAUUCGUGUUACACUGGAUUUAUUAAAAAAUAUUUUAAACAAUUUAACUUUUUAUGGACUGAUGAAACUGACACUAGACUUUUAAAUCUAAUUGAUCAAAAUUUGUCAUGGCACGCUAUUGGAUUUGUACUUAAUGUUAAUCCUCUUGAUUGUAUUAGGCGAUAUUACCGAUUAACUAAUAAAAAAACGUAUUGGUCGGAAGACGAAGAUAGAAAGUUGUUAGAAUUGGUAGAUAAAUUUUCACACAGAUGGGUACAAAUCUCUACAUUUUUUAGUGAUAAAUCAAGAGCUCAGUGUUUACAAAGAUAUAAAAAAUUGAGUGAAGGAAUUAAAAAAGGAAAAUGGUCUGCAGAUGAAGACAAGCUAUUAAAAAGUGCUGUAGAAAAAUACAUAGAUAGAGGAUGGAAGUAUAUAUCACAAUUUUUACCUGCAAGAAGUGAUUCUCAGUGUAGAGAGAGAUGGGUUAAUUCUUUAAAUCCUAGCCUUAAAAAAGGGAAGUGGAGUAAAGAAGAAGAUGAAUUGUUGUUAAGUCUAAUAGGACAGCCAUGGUUAGAUAUUUGUAAAAAAAUAGAAGGAAGAACAGCUAAGCAGUGUAGAAAAAGGUAUCUUAAAUUAAUAAAAAAGACUUAG